Molecule: messenger RNA, 951 nt
Organism: Neurospora tetraspora
Lineage: Eukaryota; Fungi; Ascomycota; Sordariomycetes; Sordariales; Sordariaceae
Exons: 2
Coding region: 1-951 (316 amino acids)
Source: RefSeq, a predicted model, not a curated record
AUGUCACCAAUACCAAUACCCCAUUCCCUCCAAUUCAUCCGCCUUCACCCACGGGACUUCAUCUCCCCCAGCCCCUCUCCCCAAUCCUCCUCCUCCUCCUCCUCCAAAGGAUCCUCCAGCUUCACAUCCAACCCUUCUCUCCCCUGGAUAAUCAUCGGCAUAGUCGUUGGCCUCACCGUCCUCGCCACCUCAACCACAGUCCUCAUCAUCUACUACAACCGAUGCCAACGCCAGAAAACAAAUCCAAACCCGAACCACCAGCCUCAGUUAAUAACACCAACAACGACACAACUCCAACAACAAAACCAAUCCUCCCCCUUAACUCUCAACUUCCUCCGACGGAAAUCAGCACCGGCCACCCAAUUCGAACAAGAAGAACUCCAGCGCGCCAGCAUGAUCCGCAAAUCCUACGCCAGCCGAUCGUGGAAUUCGCUGUCGCUAGAUAGCCAGAUGUCUAUUUCUAUGAGUAGUCAGCUAUCACCUACCAGGACGUUUGGUACAUAUGGGAGUAGUAGUCGGGUUAACACUUUGGAGAGGGUCAACACCACCAAUAUGAACAUGACGAACACGAACACAAACAACACGUACAAUGAGGAGGACAUGGACCUAGAAAUGGAAACGCCUACGACACCUACAGAGUUGAGGGGGACGACAGCGACGGCGGAGGAUGAUGGAACAGAGGGAGGAGGCAGCAGACUGAAGGAUGAUUGGAAGGCUUGGGAGGCUAGAGUCAAGUUGGAGAGGUCGGUGUCAGGGGAGUUGCAUCCUGCUGUUUGUGCUGGUGCUGGUACUGAGAGUGGGGCCGAGACUGAGGAGGUUGCUGUUGUUCCAAGGACGGUUGUGGCGAGGACGACGACGAGGGGUGGAGUGCCGAUUCCACCGAGGAGGCAUCCGGGCAGGGAGCCCGAGGCGACAGCCAUAGCGGAACCUGAGGUGGAUGGAGGAGUGUGA